Messenger RNA from Phyllopteryx taeniolatus (common seadragon), 3721 nucleotides. RefSeq names its product baculoviral IAP repeat containing 2 (gene birc2). Lineage: Eukaryota; Metazoa; Chordata; Actinopteri; Syngnathiformes; Syngnathidae. Bases 1058 to 2914 code for a protein of 618 amino acids. The record is from RefSeq and is a predicted model, not a curated record. The transcript is spliced from 11 exons. Gene Ontology annotation, cellular component: nucleus; cytoplasm; spindle microtubule. Gene Ontology annotation, biological process: regulation of cell cycle; negative regulation of apoptotic process. Gene Ontology annotation, molecular function: cysteine-type endopeptidase inhibitor activity involved in apoptotic process.
AGCUAAACCGCCUCCCUCGUGAUUUAUUAAAUUAUGUAUUUUUAAUACGAUAAUGAUGAUAAUACAAUUCUACAGACAGUGCGUGACUUUAAACGGCGCUCAUUGUGUCGCGUAGCGUCAAGUGUUUUAAAAAAAAUCGAAAUAUAAGCGUUGGUUUCCUUAGGCCCGAACCCGGAAGUAGCGAUGGGCGGAGGAGUGGCUCAGUUAGUUGUCAGCUAGCGGCUAUCGCUCGAAGACGGGACUUUCCUCCGCCGCUUGACUCAUUACAUUUCCCCGCGGUGCAGCUCAGACCAAAAGAACAGGAGUAGCUCUUACUUUUAGUAAUUUUUUACAUUUUCUCACCGCGGGUUUCAUCUCGUGACAUGGAGGGCUAGACCCCGCCAAAGGAGAUGCCUUGAAGGAGGGGGAGAGGUUUGAGAUGUUUGUAGUCUGUAUGUGUGUCUGGGAGUGUUUUGUUAAUGCUAUACAGUGGCGCCUUGACUUGCGAGUUAAAUGUGUUCCGUGACUACGCUUGUUACUCAAAAUGCUGUUAAUCUUUUCCACCAACCCAAAAAAUACUGGUAACAAAUUUUUGAAACCUGUUUUUAUAAGAAAAAAUAGCACUCUACAUUGUUGUAACAGUGGGUAUUGUGCUGCUCAUUCUGGUGUGUGCACCUUGGCCACCAGGGGGGUCAGUAUAAUAUAGACAUACCACAUAGAUUUGGUAAUAAAAGAAGACUGUCGCAACUAAGAUGCAGAUUCUGUAUUAGUCAUUUUUGGCAGAGGAUAAAGAUUAUAUACCUGUGAGUUGUUUAUGCAUGUUUUGCUACCGCUUGUGUUCAAACAUGCACAUGACAAAUGUACAAGAAUUUUACAUUGAUCCGGGCUGAUUUGGCGUUUUUAAUCCCCUUUUAUUUGUUUAUUGUAACCUUUUUUUAAUUUAUUAAUUUUUUAUAAUUUUUUUAAAUUUAUUUUUGAUGGGGAUAGAUGGGUGCUAUAACUUUUUUAUCCCUUCAGUUUCCUUUUUACUGUCUGCUCUCAGUGUGUGUGAGUGACACAUCUCAAACAUCUCCCCCUCAUGAGGGGCAUCUUCUACUCCUCUUCAUCAUCCAAAAACAUGGAGACUCUCGUUCAACUCAAGAACAAUCCAUUUCUCAUGGGUCUGUGUCGCAACGGACCCCCGCCUGACCUUCACUAUGACAACUCCUCAGAGCUGUUCCGCAUCUCCACCUUCGCCCGCUUCCCGCCGUCGCCCGUCACCGAGCGCAGCCUGGCGCGCGCCGGCUGGUUCUACACGGGCGUGGGCGACCGCGUGCAGUGCUUCCGCUGCAAUGUGACGGCCGAGGGUUGGCUGGCGGGUGACUGUCCGGCCGAGAAGCACCGGCAGCUGUCUCCGUCCUGCUCCUUCGUGCAGAGCCUGCCGUCCGCCGCCAACCUGCUCUCCUCCUCGCACUCGGCCUUCUCGCCGCUGCGUGUCGCCCCAGCUGUGCCGCUUCCUGGUCCAGGCCCGGCCGCCCUGAACCCCGCGGGAGGUCCGGGCGAGGAGCCGGCGGGCUACCUGAACACGGGCUUCUCCGGGCCACCGCCACCCUCCAGCCCACUCAGCUCUCGCGGUGUGGAGGACAUGUCGCACCAGCGGCCCACCUGCCACAACCCGGCCAUGCGGCGGGAGCAGGACCGCCUGGACUCAUUCCACGCGUGGUCGCUGUCCAUCAUCACACCCACCGAGCUCGCCAAGGCCGGUUUCUACUUUCUGGGGCUGGGUGACCAUGUUGCCUGCUUCAGCUGCGGCGGGCAGCUGAGCAACUGGGAGCCGGGCGACCGCGCGUCGUCGGAGCACCAGCGCCACUACCCCAACUGCCGCUUGGUGCGGGGCGACCGCACCGACAAUGUGUCGCUGGCAGGCGCGCCUCCCGCCUCCUCGUCCUCGCAGCUCUCGUCCGCUGCCCUCAACAACGUGUCCAACCCGUCCAUGCAGCAGAACGACGAGCGGCUGCUCACCUUCGUCAACUGGCCCACGCGCAUCCCCGUCAGGCCCGAGCAGCUCGCCAAGGCGGGAUUCUACUAUGUCGGUCGCAAUGACGACGUGAAGUGCUUCUGCUGCGAUGGAGGUUUGCGCUGUUGGGAGUCAGGAGAUGAUCCCUGGGUGGAACACGCCAAAUGGUUUCCACGGUGUGAGUAUUUGCUGCAGGAGAAAGGUCAAGAGUUUGUGCACCAGAUUCAGGCGCGCUUCCCCCGACUCUUUGAGCAGCUUCUGACAAAUGGGGACAACAGCUCCAGAGAAUUUGUGGAUCCACCAGUAGUGCACCUUGGACCAGGCGACGAGCGCUGUGAGGACGCGGUGAUGAUGAACACACCGGUCAUCAAGUCGGCCCUGGAGAUGGGCUUUGAGCGCGGCCUGGUUAAGCAGACUGUGCAGAGCAAGAUCCUCAGCAGCGGCGAGAACUACCGCACCGUCCAGGAACUGGUCUCAGACCUGCUUAGCGCCGUGGACCAGAAAAGGGAGGAGGAGCGGGAGAUGAUGGCCGAGGCCAUGGCGUCGGGCGCUGAGGAGUACGGCGGGCUGCAGGCGCAGACGUCCGCACAGCAGCAGACGGCUCGUCUCAUCGAACUGGUCCUCACCAAAGGCAACGCGGCUGCCGAAGUUUUCCGCAACUGGAUCCAAAAGAAUGACGUGCACCUGCUAAGAGAGCUCAUGGCUCAAUCCAACGAAGCAGCAUCCCCCAGCCAGGACCUGUCUGGUCUCCCCAUGGAGGAGCAGCUGAGGCGUCUUCAGGAGGAGCGAACGUGCAAAGUGUGCAUGGACAAGGAGGUCAACAUUGUGUUUAUCCCGUGUGGACAUCUGGUGGUGUGUAAGGAGUGCGCACCGUCCCUGCGCAAGUGUCCCAUCUGUAGAGGCCUAGUCAAAGGCACCGUGCGCACCUUCCUUUCAUAAAAUGUGCCCCACCGCUAUCUUGUUCUAACUUCACUGAAUGUAACUAAUAGCUUUCUACAAGAGCCCCUUUCAUACUUACCGUCAAAUAAAACACUUGACUCGCUACCCACAUGCUUUGUGUUGAAGGCAAUUGUCAUCCCUGCGCACAAACUUAUGUGAAAAGCACAGAUGGAUUCAUUCACCACCUAUUUGCCAAGAGGACAUCUAUUCACCUGUGCCGUACACUUACUCUCGUCCCAUUUCCUGGCGCAGUCAUGAAAGACCUGGCUGAGCCGACAAUUUGCUGCCCGUGUGUAAUUGACAAGUGUCAAGAAUUAGCAUUCGUGCUUAAACAAGAAACAAUGCAUGUCUUGUCCAAUGUUUUUGCAAUGUGCAUAUCAAAUAAAAGAAUGUGACUCGCAAAGGGGAUGGCAGGAACCUGUAACCAGAGGAGAUUUAGCAUUUCCACUUUUGUUGGAAGCUGCUGUCACGCAUCUACUUAUCUCAAUAUGGAAAGGUGCAGCAGCUGAGUGAAAACCCAAGGCAGUCAGAGAUCACUCAGCUUUUUCAGCAUCACACAUUUGGCUAGGAUACAUGCGGUUAUCUGGGACAAAUGUUUUCAACAAAGUGGUGUGGGCAGCGAAAGCACAUUUAACUUUGAUGUGACACCAGCAAGACUGGACAUCUCACAGUAAUGCCUUUCACUAAUGAUUAAUAAAUGAAAGGCUAGUCUAACAAUGAGAACAGUCAGCAUGUCACAACAAUAAUACUCAAAAGAAAAUGUAUGGAUUUCUGAUUUGUAUAAAGGAAAUAAACUUUUUCUGCUAA